This is a messenger RNA of Episyrphus balteatus (marmalade hoverfly), 6561 nucleotides long. It is a transcript of the gene pan, whose product is annotated as protein pangolin, isoforms A/H/I/S. The record is from RefSeq and is a predicted model, not a curated record. Gene Ontology annotation, biological process: canonical Wnt signaling pathway; regulation of transcription by RNA polymerase II. Gene Ontology annotation, molecular function: DNA-binding transcription factor activity, RNA polymerase II-specific; RNA polymerase II cis-regulatory region sequence-specific DNA binding. NCBI's taxonomy places the organism in Eukaryota, Metazoa, Arthropoda, Insecta, Diptera, Syrphidae. The coding region runs from base 1022 to 5536 and encodes 1504 amino acids. The transcript has 6 exons. Gene Ontology annotation, cellular component: beta-catenin-TCF complex.
AAAAAAAAAAAAAACAAAAGCUUGAAUUGAGAUUAAAAGCUUUCGCUCUCUUAUUGCAAUUCUAUAUUUCUUUCUUGUGUAUUUUUGUAUUUUUUGCUGAGCGCUGCUGAGGGUUGACAGGACAGCACACAGGAAAUUUACUACCAACCAUUCGUUAUAAACGAGCGAGCGAGUUUGUAUGGGUAACGGGGGUGUGUUCGUAGAUUUGUUGCGCGCCGUACCGCAGCGCACCGCACGUGAGAAAGGACGACGACGACAGCAUUUUAAGAAUCCAUGUGAAUGAAUGAAACGAACAUGAGAGUUUGAUGACUGCAAUAUGAAUUGUGGAAAAUGAUGAUGACGUUAUAUUUGUUGAUAAUGAUGAUGAUUAUGUAUAUAUGUGUGUAUGGAAGUAGGAUAUGGUGGUGCUGGCUGCCUUAGUGAUGGUGAUGAGAAAGAUGAUGAUGAUGGUGAUAGGAUGGGAAUGGGGAAUGGGAUGUAGAACAGAAGCAGGAGCGUAGGAACGCGGCGGAGCGCUGAAGGAAGUUUUUGUUGGUGGAGUUGGACAAGCAGCAAUGGUUGAUGAUGAGAAUGAUAAUUUUGAUCGCUCUAUGAUUUCGUGUAUUUGUAUAUACCAUCUUAAAACUGUCGGUUUGGGAACAUUUUCGUGUACGGUUGUUGCUGAUUAAUUUCGGGUGUUUGCCUCAUUGCUCUCGUUUUAUACUAUUUUUUUGUUUUGUACUUUUUUUUUUAUUUUUUUGUAUUUUUGUUGUUGAUAAUGUUCUCUUUUGCAAACACAAACUUAGUUCCAUAUUCGAUGUAUUGUGAAUUUAUCGUAACAGUUCAUCACAUCCAUUAUUACCAUAUUUUAUGACUGACUUUACAAAACACAAAUUAGAGCAAAAAAUAAUUAUGAAGUGCUUAGUUAUAAAAAACAAUAUGAAAAGUGUGAAAUUUUCAAAAUAAUAAAAAAAGAAGAACAAAAAAAACACUAAAAACCGACAAGACAAAAAUCUAUCAAUAGCAAAUAAAGGACGAACAAAUGGAAAAUUGUAAUGAACCUUUAAAUCUUUCGAUUAAAAAGCGUCCUGUUGCUGUAGUUCCCCCUUCUUCAUCACAAACAAUUUCUGCGCAUUAUAAUUUAACAAGUUCAACAAAUUCUAAUACUAAUACAGCUAGUAAUAAUAAUAAUAAUAAUCCAGUAUCAGAAGUUAUAAAUUCUCAACAACAAUCUCACCAACAACAACAAUCUCAACAACAACAACAUUUAUAUCAACAAAUUCAACAACAAGUAACACAAUCUACACAGCAACAACUUUUAACAAGUAAUUUAGCUCAGCAAAGUUUACAUCAGUCACAAAAUUAUAAUCAACAGCAACAAUCAAAUCACCACUUGCAACAACAACAACAACAACAACAACAACACCUACAACUCAAACUUGAAGAAAGUGAAUUUAGUUCAAACGAUCGAACAACUCCAUCACCAAAUUGUCGAAAACCAACCACCGAUGAAAAACUAAACAACAAUCAACAACAACAACAGCAACCGUCACCAUCAAUAACUCCACCAAUAAAUAAUAAUAAUAAUAGUGUUGCAUUUAAUAAUUUUAAUAACGUAGCUGAGCUUACAAAUAUUAGUGGAGUUAAUAGUGCAGAUACAACUUUAACGGACUUGUUGUUAUUAAGACACCAUCAUUCUCAUCUCCAGCAACAACAACAACAACAGAAUCAGUUACAACAACAACAACAACAAGAAUAUCAAAAUAAUUUAUUUAUUCAACGUCAGAAAAAUAACCUUGCUACUGACCAUCAACGAGCAUCAUCAAUCUCAGCAACAGUAACAUCGCCACAACAACAACAACAACAACAAUUGCCACAUCCAUUUCCCUUUCCAUUUCAACUGGCAUUGGAUUCACCACAAACGAAUCUCAUCAAUACAUUUACCGAUUCGCUUUCAUUCAGUUUGGGACAGUCAUCAUUUCCUCCCCUUCAAAGUGCUUCUUCCUCCGAAAGUGCUGAAUCGCAUCUCUUUAAAAAUCCGCUAUCAGUUACAUCGCAAUCGCCAUCUGGACGUGAAACUCCAAACUAUAUAAAUCCUUUGGCAAAUUUUCUCGAUCAACAUCAAUCCCUCGACAUAGCCAAAAUGCAUUUAGAACGAUACUUAAAGCUUACCAAUCAAUUUCUUCAGCAUACCGCAAUUGCAUCAGCAGCUGCACGAUCGGCCUCUUCAAAUUCCCCAAGCUCUGCUGAUGCUAUUAAUUCCAUAAUUCACACAAACAUUUUAACAAAUAAGAUCGCCACCAACAACCUUAUUGCUAUUAUCAAUAAAUUGCUGGAGCAAAAUAUAAUGUCCGAGUAUUAUUUCAAACGUGGCAUCAGUCUGCAGGACCAGACGUCAUCAAAUAAAACACAACACAAUUCGGUGGCGACUUUGAGUAGUAGUUCGUUGUUGUUAUCACCACCACCGCCGCCGGUCGCAACAUCAUACCAGCAGCAAUCACAGAUGACAUCGAAUUCAUCGCCAUCGUUGUCAUCGAUUUCAUCGUCAUCCAAUCCUCAGUGUUCAUCGUCUUCGGCCUCAUCUUCAUCAUCAGCUUUGGUAUCAUCGUCGUUUUCUUCAUCGUCAUCAUCAUCGAUGUCAGCAUUAGAUGGAAAUCAUCAUCAUCAUCAAAAAAGCACAACUAUCCAUAGUAGCAGUAGUUGCAGUAGCAAUAGCAGUGGUUACAACACAAACAACAGCAGCAGCAAUACAAAUCAUCAAGUUGUUAUAAACGAACAACAACAUCAAAAUAUCAGCCCUCGCCAUGAUACAUCAACAUCAUCAUCAUCAUCAUCUACAGCACAACAACAGAGUCUAACAGCUAAGCAAAAGCUAAAUGCCCUUAAUAGUGUGACAGCGAAUAGUGCUUCACAAGGUGGAACAACAAGCUCCAAGAACUUGAGCACACUAAUUAAGGCACGGUUUGAUGCUUUAGCUGCAGUUGCAGCAUCUAGCGGAAUUGAACCAUUCGAUUUAAGUCAAAGGGGUCUAGAUCAAAAAAAUUCACCUAGCAUACAAGUUAAUGAUUGCAAAGAUAAUUCAAAUGACAAGAAAAAACCGCAUAUCAAAAAACCGUUAAAUGCAUUUAUGCUUUAUAUGAAGGAAAUGAGAGCCAAGGUUGUUGCCGAAUGUACGCUUAAAGAAUCAGCAGCUAUCAACCAAAUUCUUGGACGAAGGUGGCACGAACUGACCCGAGAAGAACAAAGUAAAUAUUAUGAAAAAGCGAGACAAGAACGUCAAUUGCACAUGGAGUUAUAUCCCGGGUGGAGUGCACGGGACAACUAUGGUUAUGUUUCGAAAAAGAAGAAACGCAAAAAAGAUCGUUCGCCCGCGGAUCCGGGAGGAAAUAACAUGAAGAAAUGCCGUGCAAGAUUUGGAUUAGACCAACAAAAUCAAUGGUGCAAGCCCUGCAGGCGCAAGAAAAAAUGUAUAAGGUAUAUGGAAGUGGACGGUGAUGAUAACAAUGAUUUAGAUAAUCAUAUGAGCGAUGAUAAUCUGGGUAGCUGUGGUAGUGUUGAUGAUGCAAAAACACCAGAUGACGAUAGUGAAUCAUUAAAUCAGUCAUUAUCAAGCCCAGGAUGUUUGAGUGGAUUGUCUAGUUUGCAAAGUCCAUCGACAAGCUUGGCAAGUCCACUUAAUUUGCUUACUAGUCCAUCAACACCGAAUGCAGUUUCGAAUCCAAAUCCAAAUAAUAAUAAUAAUGGUUGUAAUAAUAGCAGUGGCGUAUCGAACUCGAAUUCAUCAACUGAUCAACAACAACAACAUCAGUCAAGCACUCAGCAGCAGCAGCAGCAACAUCAUCAGCAACAUCACUCUCUAAGUCAUCAAUCUUCUUCUUCUCCCGCUUCACAUCAACAACAACAACAACAGCCGCCUCUGCCAAAGCCGCAUCAUCACCAACAACAUCACAUACCAAUGUUUAUUGAUACUAGCCGCAGUGCGGCAGAUAAUGCGAGCUGCAAUAAUAUACCCUCCGCAUCAGCAGUUCAUCAAAUGUUACAUCAAAACGCAGCGGCGACAGCAACGUCUUCAUCUAGCCCAUCCUUUUCAACUCUUCCAUCAGUUAAAUCGAUUGCAGAUCGCAUGGUUCAAUCGUUAUUGAAUAAUGUCAACAUAGGCAAUCGAUUGGGUCACUUAGCGUCUAUGGGAAUAGGGCCACAGUCUCAGGGAGAUCAAUCAGGCAUGACUCCUCCUCAUAGUCAUCAAACUUUAAAUUCAAAUUCGAGUAUAACCGAUACGAAGCCACCUUCAAUGAUUCCUCAACAACAAACACAACAACAACAACACCAACACCAUCAACAACAUGAUUCGGCCAGUGGCAAUGUUGCAAUUACUUCAACAAUUUCUUCCAACACGAACACAAAUUCAAGCCAAGAAGACGAUAGCAAAAUGAAAUUAGACAGUAAACUUUUGCCCCCUCAGUCUAAUACAAAUAAAAACGUGCAAUCAUCAUUAGCAGCAUCGGGCAUUGGAUCAGGAGGAUCAACGGCGGCAGUUGCAGCAGCAGCGGCCGCCUCCAAUUCCUCUUCGCUAACAUCUUCGCUUUCGUUCUCGUCGUCGUCUUCAUCAUCUUCAUCGUCGUCCUCGUCAUCAUCAUGUCAGGGCGGUAGUAAUGUUACGUCAGCGUCAUCAUCGCCGUCAGAGAUAUUUUUCGAAAAGGCCAUAAGAAAUCCUGUGGGUGCAAAUCCUCGAGAUGUCAACAAUCCGCUCAGUAUUAAUCAAUUAACUAAGCGUGAUUACAAUAUUCAUAAUAAUAAUUCACCGCCAAUGAUUUUGUUGCAGCAACAGCAACAAAAUUCGAUGGGAUUACAUCAACAGCAACAUUCUACCGCUACCCACAUGCAACAACAACAACAACAACAACAACAACAUACUCUAACUGGAAUAUCAAGAAGUUCAGCUUCAUAUGCUAAAUCAUCAUUUAUUACUGGUCAAAAUACAGUAGCUAGUCCAUCGCCAUCCGAUAAUCUAUGUUCAGAUAAAAACCCUCCAACACAAUCUUCUUCUUCUUCUUCACCAACAAUUCCUAUUUCGGGACAAUUAUCUAAGUCUUCUUCUUCUUCAUUUUUAAUGAAAUCAACACAACAACAACAACAACACCAAUAUCAGCUGCACACGACCUCUGGAUCUGCAUCUGGUUCUAGCUCUUUAACAUCAGCCUCGAACCCAAAUGCUUCCAUUACCUCCAGUCAUAAUCAACACAGUCAUCAGCAACAGCAGCAGCAACAGCAACAACAACAACAACAACACCAGCAUUCCCAACAUCACGCAUUCGCUUUAAGUCAACAACUACAACACUUCAGUCAUCAUUUUCCGCUAACUGUUUCUACAGGAACUAAUUCUCUAACAAAUAGUUCAACUUCAGCAAAUAAUAAUGGCACCAACAAUCAUGUUGUAACCACAAAACAAACAAAUAGCAGUAGUGUUGGUGUUGGUGUUGGUGUUGGUACAACAGCCACUACAACACAUCAUCGGACUUCAGAUGGUGGCGAAAGUGGAGCAAUAAGUGUAACAUAACAGUACGCCGUUCUCGCAGAUGCCGCCACCGUCAUCGCUAUCGUCCAUAUAAAUCAACAAAAAGCCAUAAUAAUUGCUGCAGUAUUGGCAGAUCUUAAAUUUAUAGAAUUUAUUAUUCAUAAGCUUCUUCCUCGUCCUUCUCAAGUCAAAAAGUCACACACAAUAAGAUUGAAAUGCAUUUUAAUUAUUUUUGUUUGUUUUUAUAAAAAAAAAUUCAAAUAUCAAGUCGUAGCUUGGAAAUCAAUUCUUUUUAAAAAAAAAAUAUAUACAUAAAAUUACGAUUUCCCGUUUAGCUGUAUGGAGUAAAUUCAUUUGUAAUGGGCGUGACACACAAAAUCUUAGUUUUUACCAUUCUCAUUAGUAUGUACCUAAAUGACUCUAAAUGUGUAGAAAGAUGUUUUAAGCUUGAAAUUAAGAAAUAAUUCCUGCUACAUCUUUCAAAAAUAUAAAAAAAAGCUAUAAGCUAUUUUAUUAAGUGAUUGAAAUAAUUCAUUUUUUGUCACACCAAUUACAACGGGAAUAUACCUUUUAGUUUGAUGAGUAAUUCCAAAUGUAACGGGUGUGACACAAAAAUCUAUGUUUUACAAUUCCCAUUUUUAUAUAAAUCACUUUAAAAAGUAUAAAUCAGCUCAUCACAAUAAAUUUUGAAAAGGAUAUAAUUCGCUUGACAUAUUAAAUUGCGUUAUUGUGAUGAAGCAAGAUAUAAUAAAAUGUAGAGUUAAUCAAUCUCUAAACAUAUGAAAAAAAAAAAACUAUCAGCUAUUUUAUUGAGUGAUUGAAACAAUUAGUUGUUUUUGUCAUGCCCGUUACAAUGGGAAUACACUUUAAUUUGAGUUUGAUGGGAAAAAAUAAAUUUCAAAUUUGUUUUCUAGUCAAAUUUUAAUAAUUGAUUUUUUUUUAACCACACUUACUGUUGGAAACGUUUAAUUUGAAUUAAAAUGUCUAUACAAAAAAAAGAAAAACAUAUUAAAUUUCCAAGAUAAUGUUAUAUAAAAGCCCGAUUGUUUUUGUUUAUUUCACAAAAU